UGGAGCUGUCAUGGUCCUGAUCAUGUCUACGACAAACCUCAAUCCUGCCUUUGCGAUAUUUACACUGAUUGCUACGGUCGCUGGCAGCGAAUGGUUCACAGAGGCCAGGUCCCGAGAGAGAUGAGUACCACGUGAGCCACCGUGUGUGUCUCCCUUGCUUCACAUCGUGUCACGGCCUCAACUCGUCAACAAUCAAUAUGGCCUUCCGGCACUCCAUAUCUCUGUCGCGCAGCGCUGCUCGCUCUGUUCAAGCUCUAGCGAGAUUCAACGAUGCAAGCGCUACCGCUACCACCGUUCGCCUGGCAAGACAGUUCUCGGCUACAGCACAUGCGCGGGCGCCAUUCGAACAAGUUUUCGAAGCGGCCUGCACAUCCCGUGAGCUUCCCGGCGUAGCUCUGCUCGCAGCUAAUCAAACGGGCACACUGAGAUACAGCAAGGCCUUUGGCUUUCGCUCGCUGCGAGACGACAAGGCCAAGGAGCACCUCGACGUAGACUCGCCAAUGUACAUAGCUUCAUGCACGAAGCUGAUUACCUCAAUCGCGGCCAUGCAAUGCGUCGAACGCGGCUGGAUUGCUCUUGAUGAUGACGUUCGGCCCUUCGUGCAUGAGCUGCGGGAUAUUGACGUCGUGACGAAGAGUAGCAAUGAUCAAGGCUUUUCAUCCCACAAGAAUGAAGCACCAAUUACCCUGAGACACUUGUUAACACACACAUCUGGUUUCUGUUACGAGUGGAAUGAGCCGCUGCUGCAGGCUUGGCGACGCCAGCAACCGGAACAUCGACGAGAGCCGGGCACCAGCCUUCGCGGUCGCUUCCUUCACCCUCUGAUCUACGAGCCAGGCACUAGCUGGUCCUACGGGCCGUCCGUCGACUGGGCCGGCGUCCUCAUCGAGCGCCUAAGUGGCCUAAACCUUGAGAGCUACAUGAGACGGCACAUCUGGGAGCCGUUAGGCAUCAAGUCCAUGACCUUUUUCCUCUCCACCCGACCCGAUAUGCGGUCUCGAGCAGUACACAUGAGCUAUCGGGAACCCAAAGGAGACCAAACCGACGCCUUGUCACCGGUGGGGUACGCGGAGGAGCAGCUUGUCCUCAAUCCGGACGUAGAAGACUGUCUGGGCGGCGGCGGCAUAUACGCCGCUCCGUCGGAUUAUCUGAAAGUCCUUCAAGCACUUCUCGCUGCGGCCUGCCCAUCGGCUACAGACGGGCCAUCCGUCCCCCCGGCGCAGCUCCUGCGGCGCUCAAGCGCGGAAGAAAUUUUCCAGCCUCAGCUCAACGAGUCGGCACGGAAUGCCAUGUAUGGUGUAUGCCGGAUGCCGGGCCUCAGUAUGAUCAUGGGUGGCGGGCCGACCACAACGCGGAAGGACUGGGGAUUAGGCGGGAUCUUAGUUAUGGAGGAUCUGCCAUCGUGGCGUCGGCGAGGCACCAUGGCGUGGUAUGGCAUGCCGAACCUCAACUGGUGGAUCGAUCGCUCAGCAGGACUGUGCGGGCUUUACGCGUCGCAGCUGAUGCCGCUCGCGGAUGCAAAAUCGGCGGAGAUGAUUGAGUUGUUCGAGAAGGAGAUGUAUGCUAGACUGAGUUCAUAGUGCUCGCUCUGGCGAGUUGAUAGCUAAUACCGCUUUCUCUAGUCGCUGUGAUACUGUUAUGUCGUAGAGCUCUAAUGUGCCCUAAACGCGGCCUCAAUCGCGUCGGAAUCUAGCCUCUAAGCAGGUAGCAUUAAGUUAUAUGCCCAAAGAUUCUCUGACCUUUACUUGGUAGUGGCAGUGUCACGGU
This is a messenger RNA of Xylaria bambusicola, 1767 nucleotides long. Its product is annotated as beta-lactamase/transpeptidase-like protein. Bases 198 to 1580 code for a protein of 460 amino acids. The record is from RefSeq and is a predicted model, not a curated record. The transcript is spliced from 5 exons. NCBI's taxonomy places the organism in Eukaryota, Fungi, Ascomycota, Sordariomycetes, Xylariales, Xylariaceae.